AUAAAUAGCAGACACACACACUCCCGAGCCCAACCCAAAGCUUGAUCAUCAUCGUCUCCUCUGCUUUCCCUCCAAAAUUGCUGAAGCCAUUCUCGCUCUCGAUCUCGAUCUCGAUCUCUGAAGCAAGCAAGAAAAUGGAGGAGUAUCUGCAGUACAUGAAGACAUUGCGCUCUCAAAUGAACGAUGUGGAGGAUCAAGCAGCGAAGGUCUUAGUGGAGGAGCAAAUGCAAUUAACCACCAUCCAGACCUUGAACAACGAUCUCAAUUCUGCAAUAUCCGAAACAAAACGAUUCAUGGAAGACAUUGAGCAGAUGAAGAAUGCUAAGGGUCAAAUAUGCUCACAGAUUCUGGAAAGACAGAGAAAGAUAGUUUGUUUGGAGUCAGAUUCAUCCACCCUUAUCCAGACUCUGGAGCUUAUUGAACAAGAAAGGAUCAACUUGGCUGCCAAGCUUAUUGAGAAGAGCACUUACUACUUGAAAGUGUCAGGUGAUAUUAAUGCCAAAUUGCAGGAACAACAGGAUUGGAUUAAUUGUCACCAGACUACUACAGAACAUGGAGAACCUGGAAUGGUUAAGGAUACAAUUGAUGAGCAAAGAGUUGAUAUUCAAGGGAAGGCUAGCAUUGGUGACCACCUCUGCAUGGAUGAUCAGGACAAUGACGCAAGAAAGAACCUAAUGGCGAUGGUUGACUCUGCUAAAGUCAAGCUUGAUGAGAUUCUACGAAUGAAAUCUGAACUUGUCGGGGAGAAUUACAAGACGAAGCAGGGUAUUGAGCAACUAAAUUGCAGGGAAAGUGAUUUUAAGCCAGAGCUAAGGGCAUUGGACAUAAAGACCUUGGAGGACGAAUACAAUGCUCUUUUAUCAGAUAAAGCUGGAGAAACUGAAUACUUGAAGUCUCUGCAGGACCAAAUUGAGAAAAUGAAGGGUAUAUCUCAUGUGCUUAAAUGUGCUUGCGGAGAGGAAUACAAAGUAGAACUGGACUCGUGUGUAUGAAGAAACUUGAAACAUGCACAUGAAUUGGGGUAAGAUGGACGGCUCAGAAAUGAAAGCUUCUCUUGGCUAGAAUACUUGGCUUGCUUUUCAGGUAACCGUGCAAACAAAAAAUCAAAACUGAUUGUAUAACUAUCUGCAGUAGGAACAUGUUGACAUUACUUCAGUAGCUGGUACAUGCAACUUGAAUGUACGUAAUUUGUGAAUAGAUGUUGGUUGAACUCUGGACGGAUCGCUCAUGAAAACUCUCUAAAAUACAUGAAAUGCCAUCACAUCCUAAGUAUGAAGUGAUUCCUGUUAGUUGUGAUAAGUCUACCGUUAACCAUUAUGGAAAAUUGAUGUCUUAUGUGACAGGCACAGAGCCUGUAGCCACC
Molecule: messenger RNA, 1363 nt
Organism: Rosa rugosa (rugosa rose)
Lineage: Eukaryota; Viridiplantae; Streptophyta; Magnoliopsida; Rosales; Rosaceae
Exons: 12
Coding region: 135-992 (285 amino acids)
Source: RefSeq, a predicted model, not a curated record